UUGACAUCCGGUUUCAUGCUAAAAUUGACAAAAAAUGUUGUGGCUUUGUAAAGAACGUAGACGGGGGCUAUAAUUGUUGGCAAUGAAAGUUAAAAAAGAGAUGGCAGCAGCUUUAGUAUCAUGUGGGAUAAAUAUCACUUGCAGAUAAGAUGAUAGUUUUAAUCGUUAACUUUUAAGACAUUACGAUGACGUGAUGUAUCAAAGACAGUCCCAGAAAAUUAACUGUGAUAAUUUUCCUUAGCAUCAGGGGAUGUUGAAAUAUUAAAUAAAUCUGUGAUAUAGAGAUAUCUGUGUGGAGAUAUCUGUUUGGAGAUAUAUGUGUGGAGAUAUCAGUUUGGAGAUAAAGACAUCAGUAUAGAGGUCGCUGUGAUAUUUUGCAUAUACACAUAUCAAAUCUUGACGUAAUGCCAACAUUAACAUCACCUUUAGACAUGAGAUUUCGUCCUGUGCGACUUAUAAGAUCUCUGUUUAUGAUAGUUUUAAUAUUGUUUGUGUUUCUAAAUCUUCAUGUGUUGAUGAACUUUGAACCUCACAAUUCCGAUGCGUAUGAUCGAACUUUAUUGUAUAAGUUGCGUCAUAGUAACAAUUUAAAAGCUCAUGUCCAAACAGACCGAUCUCAGCUGCAGGAUUCAGAUGGUCCUGAGAACAGUUCAAAAGUAGAAGUAUUAAUACUACCAAAUCAGUACAAUCAAACGUUUGUUUCACGACACAAUAUACCUGAGCACAACUUAACUCAAAUAAAAUUAGAAAUUGACCGUCGAAAUGCUGAACAAUACGUUCACAAUCUUCAAAAAUAUGGCCUGAGCUUAGGACCAGAAAGUGUUGUAAUAGUUGUACAAGUACAUGAUAGAGCAAACUAUUUAAAAAUUUUACUAGACUCUUUAAGGAAAGUCAAAGGAAUUGAGAAGACGUUACUUAUAUUCAGUCAUGAUGUUUUUUCCGAGCAGCUGAAUUCCAUCGUAGAAACCAUUGACUUUUGUCCUGUAAUGCAGAUUUUUUUCCCUGUCUCAGCUCAACUUCAUCCCAAAGAGUUCCCUGGUGAACACCCCAAUGAUUGUCCCCGUAAUGUCAAAAAAGAUCAAGCUUUAAAAAUAAAAUGUAACAAUGCAAACCAUCCAGACAAGUAUGGUCAUUACAGAGAAGCCAAAUACUGCCAAACAAAACACCAUUGGUUCUGGAAAUUAUUCCACGUGUUUGACCAGCUGACCGUGAUGAAGAAUUACACAGGUCUGGUGUUAUUGUUGGAGGAAGAUUAUUAUGUAGCGCCAGACGUUAUAACUAUAUUACAGAUGAUGAAUCAUUUAAAGAAAAAAGAUUGUAAAGACUGUAGAAUGCUUACUGCAGGAAACUACGACAAAACACAAAGUUAUUCAAUAAAUUCUGGAAAGGUUGAACUGGGGCAUUGGAUAUCAUCAAGACAUAAUAUGGGGAUGGCAUUUAAUAGAGAUCUGUGGAAGGAUAUUAAAAAAUGUACUUCAGAGUUUUGUAACUUUGACGAUUACAACUGGGAUUGGACAUUACAACAUUUAAGUAUGAAGUGUAUCCCAGAUAAAGUCAAAGUUAUGAAGAUGAAGGCAACCAGAGUCUUUCAUAUCGGGGAAUGUGGUGUGCAUCACAAAGGGAAGAAUUGUCAGCCAGACAAUAAAAAGAAACAGAUAGAAACUCAGUUACAUUCAAAUAAACAGCAUUUAUUUCCUAAUGUUCUGUCAGUGGGAGGACAAUCAAAGUUCAAAUUACGUGACCCCAAACCUAAUGGUGGCUGGGGAGACAAGAGGGAUAGAGAAUUAUGUUUAAGUUUUGCUAAAGGUCAAGUGUAACACAUCAUUAUGUAUAGACUCAUUUUACUUGGAUAUUUUGUUAUCAUUGUUGGGCUACAUUUUUUUUGGGGUACACAUACAGCUAUUAAUCUUAUUACUGGACAAAUUAACUUCAUAAGGAAAUGACAAACUAUUACUUUGUAUACUUUGAAAAUGACAGUAAUGACACAGAUCACCAUGCUUCUUUCUUUUGACUGGUCACUGAGAUUAAUUUACCAAAUACCCUCGAGCAAGGGCUUAAAUUUUUAGAAAAAAAAGAGUCUUUCAAUUAGGAAAUUGAAAAUAAAUCACAUCUAUUGAUUAAUUCCAUUCUGAUAGGAAAAUAUACCAAAAAUAAAUUAAAUUUAUGAUGUGUCAUUAUACACCAUAAUAUUUUAUCAGUUAUGUGCUGGAAAUUGUUAUGAUGUUUUCAAUUUCUGAUGGUGAUGUUUUUGUUGAGUAUUUUAUCAUAGAUACUUGUACAAAGUGUUAAGAAUAUGUCAUGUUCUUAUCAAAGAAUAUGUCAUGUAAUUAUCAAAGAAUAUGUCAUGCUGUUAUCAAAGAAUGUGGCAUGUUAUCAUCAAAGAAUUUGUCAUGUCAUUAUCAAAGAAUAUAUCAUGUUAUCAUCAAAGACUAUGUUAUGUUAUCAUCAAAGACUAUGUCAUGUUAUCAUCAAAGAAUAUGUCAUGUUAUCAAAGAAAAUGUCCUGUUAUUAUCAAAGAAUAUGACAUCCAAAGUAAAAGUAGAAUUAAAACACAUUUGACUUUUUUACAAGUUUUACUUUAACUUUUCUUGAAAAGAUUGGAUAUAGUAAAAAUAAUAAGUGAUAAUUAGUUGCUUACAGAAAGAAUGGGUAAAUUUAUGAUAGUCACAUGACAGUUGCGGGACAAAACACAUCAAUACUUCACCAUCUUGCUUGAGUUACUGGUACUCUUUGUAAAGCUAGAAGCUUUGCUCACUGCUACCAGACUUAUUUUCUAAAUUGAUCUGUAGGUCUUAAGGAAUAAAAAGUGAAUUUUGGCUAAUCAUAUUAAAUUUUUCCUGGAUAUUUAGUAAGAGGGACCAUAACUAUAGGUCAAUUGAUGAAAAGACCAUAAUAUUUUAAUUAUUUAAUACCGUCGUCCACUUUAAAUAGGAAUACUUAUUUUGUGUAACUUCUUUACAUAAUCUCUUUAAUGUGCUAAACUGAAUAUUUACAACCUAUUUAUUGGUAAGGAAAGUUUUUAUAUAUAUUAAUUAUUAUUUUUUUACUAUACCUUAUCUUUUUUCAAAAAUGUUGUAAUAAAACUUAUAAAAAAGUCAAAUGUGUUUUAAAUGUAAUUUUACUGUGGAUGCCAUAUUAUUUGAUAAUAACAUGAAAUAUUGUUUUCAUUUUAUAGUAUGUUCUAUAAAAAAAUACUCAAUAAAACAUCCUCAUCAGGAAUUGAAAACAUCAUAACAGUUUUGUGCAGUUGAUGAUAUUAUUCCUCCAUGUAUAUAUAAAUUUUUAUUACAUCGAUAACAACGAAAUAAGACCAAGUUUUAGUUAAGGGCAAUACCAGAUUUUUUCACAGGUUUUAAAUUGCACAAUUUAUAAGCAAUUUUCAUACUCGCAAAACCCUAUUGCAUACUGAACUUUAAAAACAAUGAUAGGAAAUUUUUUUUUGUUGAUAUUUAUAUAUAUGUUUACGUGAAUAUUAAUACCGGUAUAUGUUUUUCGUCAAUCAGUGAUGGAAACAGACAUCAGUACCUGUUUAAGACCAAACUUGUCUCAUAUGUAAAUCAGUGUAUGUGCUACAUGUAUUUUUAUCCAUAGGUGUAGUAGUGUAUACUAUUUAUUGUUUCUUUAUAUAAUGAAACAAUGAAUGAGUUUAUAAUAUUACAUGCAAUUUUAUACAACAGCCAACAGCAGUUAAAAAUGGAAUUAUUUUGAAGGUGGACUUUAUAGUAAUGAGACAAUAUUUAUAUAUGAAAAGUUUUACUCUCUUACAAGGUGUUUUACAAAUAUCAGUCACCACUGAAAAAGGGAUUCAUUUUGAUUUUAAGUCUGAAAGGAAGCUUUCUGUUUGUUAAGGUUGAUUUUGAGAUUUUCUAAGUUCAUUUUAGUUAUUUCGUAAUGACAUCGGAUGUUAGGGGUACGUAUGAAGUUGUGCCAAACAAAGUAAAACAAAGAAUUGUCAAUUCUGCAUUGUUUCAAUGUAAACAUAGAUUGUUUAGAAUGAAAGUAAUUAUUUACUCACACUUGGUAUUUUGAUAUUGUGCUCGAAUGCAUUGGACUAUGUUCUAAUUGUUGUUAAUUGUUUGGCCCAACCCUUAAUGUCAAUUUUUGAGUUUUUCAUAUAGUGAGGGAGAAGUUUUUACCUUUUUUCAGCAUUCAGAUUUCUUGUCCUUUUUUUUGACACGGAAAAACUUGUCAUUCAUUUUUCUUCUGACUAUUUUUUCAACAGACAAAGGUGAUUAUAAAGGCAAUUUAUCAAUUUUACCAAAAAAAGUAAGGUCACAUCAAAUCUACCUUUUUAUCAAUAGGAUUACUUCUGAAAAGGGGGAGCAGAUACCAAAAGAAAGGGGUUUAAGGGGGGAUAGAGAAAUGGAAACUACAGAUUCAUGCAACAGUUGUAGUCUUCAAAGAGAAUACAUAUCUUUUGUCGAAAGUUUGGACUUUAUGUAUUUACUUUAAUAACUUCACAGACAAAUUUAAUCACCAAGCCAAAAUUGAUAUUUUGAUGUUUAGUAUUCAUUUAUAAGUCUGAAAAUGUUGAAAAGAAACUGUCAUAUAGUUUUAAUUUUAGUGAAUUUAAACAGUUAUAUAAUUUACAUUGUAGAACCGCAUUGGACUGCUGCAUGUAUAUAAUGUACAUUCUUAAAUAGCUAUGGCUUUGCUAGAAGUAGUUUAUUCAGAGUGAUACUGCUUUAAAUUUCACGUUGAAAAAGAUGUAAAUUUGAAUGAAACAUUAUGCUAGCAAAUGUGAGCAAAAGUUAACUGUUGAAGUUUACCCUGUUAAGUAGGCAUAGUUUUAUUUAUUCUUUCUUAGUAAAUGGCUUUAAAUUAGAAAUAUUGUUCAAUAAUAAUAUAUGUUAAUAAGUUAAUUAUUUUACACUUUUGUACAAUACUUAUGUAAAAGUUAAGAUUAAAAGCUUUAAAAUUGACAUUAAUUUACUUUUAGAAGUUGUUAUUAAAAAGUCUUAGUAUUUUCAUUAAAUGAAUAUAAAAAUGAUAUUAUUUUUUCUGAUUAUUUACCCUUUAUCACUGAGCUUGAAUCUCAUUUUGAUAAGCUGUGACAAGCUGUUGAUAAUUUAAAGAUAAAUUAAACUAAUCUUCAAAAACUGUCCUAUUUUAGAAGUAAGAAUAGAGCUGUCCCCCUUAACUUAUGCAUUUAUUAAUUCUUUGUAUUGAUUGUGCCAAAAUCUAGUCAGGAAUACUAAUCUUUUUGUGAAAUCAUUUUUGAGCGCAAUGUCUGUUGUAUUAAGAUCACAUGUACAUAAAGCAUUACAAAAGUUGCUUUUCUUGUUAAACUAAAAAGCUUUGUUGAUUAUUUUCACAUCUAAAAAUUUCUUAUAGAUGUAAAUCUUGAGGAAUAUUGUAAAUCUAAUUUGUCCAAUGAUUAAGUUAAUUAGACUUCAAAUUUGUCACAUCCUAUAUACUUGCAACCGUUGAAAGCCCCUCUCAAAGGUAGACCACUCUUCUAUUAAGGACAAUUGCAUUAUAUGCUAGAACAGGAUUCUGAAUCUAACUCUUUAAAAGAGGUCACUUUUAUUUAAUUUCCUCUGUAAGGAUAUUCAUACUACAGCAAGACUACUGCAUUUUUAGACGAUGAAACAAUAUUUCCCCCUUGAGAACAUUUGGAUAAAAUUUUAAGUUUGAUGGGGUACUUUAUAAUACUUUUGUGGUUUUCAAAAGCUUGAAAAAAAAAAUAUACUUGAAAAUGUAUAUUAUUAAAAUGAUUAAAUCACCAAAUUAAAUUCUGGAAAAAUUAUGAAUAAAGAUUCUACCACUCUAUCAAAUUCAAUAGGAUAAUUCUCCAUGACACAGUAUAGAAUCUAAAAUUUUACAUUCAAGAGUGAAGAAAUAUUGUAUCACACCAUUUAUAGUGGUAUAAUUUGUUUUUCUAAUGGAUGUAAGCAAACAUUCUUAUAUCUUUCUUUUUAAUGAUCUGUAAAAAUUGUGUUCUUUUUUUAUUUAUGCUAUGUCAUCAAUCAGGAUCACCUUUCGUCAUGAGGGCACAAUACCAAAUUCAGAGGAAAGCAAGACAAUUUGAUGUCAUAAUUGAUUUAUACCAAUAAAGAUAUGAAAUCAAGACAACCACACUUUGAUUAUAAAAAAGUAAUUAACCCCUUGGGGAAAAGGAUAAAUCCACUGAGAAUUAGACCAUAUGUUUUAAAGUAUUGAGACAUUUUGUAACAUUAUUAUAUACGUUUUAAAGUCAUUCAUAUUUUAUUUGACUGUUUUUUUAGAUUUUACAUUUAAUACCACUAUGUUCAACAUAUCAAUACCUGAAUAGUUUAUGAUGACUUCACUUCUCUAAAAUUUACUGUUAACAACAUUGCUAACAAACAAAUAUUUCAAAGCAAAAUUAUUAAGGCUAUAAAUUCAUGACUAGCUUUUGAUGAAUAGAGAUUUUCUUAUUUUAAAUAUUUCAUUGUCACAAUAAUUAGUAUGAUAGGAAAUCUAUGAAUGUACACAGUUUUAAAAUUAUAUUAGAAAAUACUACUGCUAUAUGGAACUUGUAUUCACUUGUAUAAUCUAAAUUUUUUCCCAUUAUCCAAUUGUAUCUUUAAAUUUCAGUGUGUCACAGGUCCCCUGUCAUUGAUGAGGUAAUAGGUAGGGAUUAAAUUUUUGAAAGAUGUUAGUUGAACAUGUAAUUACUGUAUUAAUUGAUUUAUUCAUUACACGUUUAACUAUUAAAAGUUAACUUUAAUAUAUUGGAUUGCAUUUAUAAUGUACUGAAUUUACUAAAGUAAAUUUCGAUAUGUGGGAUUACUUAUUUUAUAUACAGAAGUAUUUUCUGAAAUUAGGAAUUGAUACAUAACAAUCAUAUCUAUUAUAUAUGCUUGAAGAUAUAAAUAUAGAUAGAUUCCAAUUAUUAACCCACAACAGAAAAUUUUACUAUACAACCAGUUGAGUGGCCUUGAGCAAGCAUAAAGCUUUAAUACAAAUGUUGCAUAAUAAAUAUAGUUACAGAUGAUCUUUUUGAAUGUGUACAAAGACCAAUGAUGUUAAGUGUGUUUGUUUGUUCAAUGAACCUGGUCAAUAAAAACGAUGUUUACUACCUGGAAAAUUAGCAGUUGUUAUCCUGGCUGUUCUGUUAAAACCCAGAGAAUGCACUUUGAAAAUGGGCUAUCCAUCUAUAUAGGAAAUUUUGGAAUUUCUAUUACACUUUAAUAUAAAAAGACUCCUACCCAUAGUUGAGAUUUGGAAGUGUCUUCCCUGGUUCCCAUGUAUGUUUUGAUGGAACAGCCUUUACAUGUUAUUCAAAUUAUGGAAGGUGCAACAAAAGGAUGCUACAACCAGUUUGACCAGUUUGUUUUUAUAUUUACAAUAGUUAAUGCAAAAUCAUGGUUCACUGAAAAAAAAACCAACUUAAGAUUUAACAUGCUGGGUACCCAUUCAAAUAAUUUAGCUGUAAGAAGAUAUUGUACUUUAUACAUAAGUUAUAUGUGAGAAUCUUUAAAUGUGAUGAGAUCUUUGUUUGAAAGUGUUUAAAUGUUAGAUGAAUUGAUAUCCUGGUAAGUUUAAAAUAAUAUUAAUAAAAUGUAUUUUAUCGUUUCUCUUGAAAAAGGGAAUUGUAAUUUUAGGUGUUUUAAUUCCAGGAGCAUAAGGUUGUCAACACUAAUUUAUUUUGAAAUUUUAAGUUCAGUGAAAUCCUGUUUUUUUUAUUACAAUUGAAAAGCAUAAUAUUAAAGUUUCACAUUUUUGCCUCAGAGGAGAAUAAAAAUAUUGUUUUGAUAUUAAGAAAUUUUAAUAAUCAAAUUGAAUAGUCUUGUGUUACUUUUGAUCUAAGGGACAUAACUGCAGAUUGUUUUAAAUUAAGAAAUGUAUGAUUAAAGUAACGUAUUCUUUACAUAGAAUGUAUAGUUUUACAAGCUAUAAAGCAGAUUCAAAGCAUCCUAGAUUUAUUUUUUGAGGGCUAAAGGUAGAAAAUGUUAAACUACUCCAUAUCAUGUUUUAGAAAUGGGAGAUAAUCGUUUUGUUUUCAUUUUGUUAAUGUAAGUUAAUUGUUUCAUUUUUAUUUUGUUCACAAAAACUAAAACAAAAUUUCUGUGUGACCUCUGUGCUUAAUUUAUCUGUAGAUAAAGAAGAAAUGUGAUAAUUUGUUUUCUCUUGAGUAUAUACAUUGUAUUUGAUAUUAGUGUUUCAAAGAAAAUUAUUUUUUUGUCUGGGUUAGAUUAAAUUAGUUUACUACCAUGAUUUCUCCCUAGGAUCUUUAUUUCAUUAGAUGUACUGUCUAUUUAAUAUUUCCAUCAAAGAUAUUUGACUGACUCCAAAGAUUAAAGUUUUUUAUUUAAGAUAUUCAAUGUCAGCUUUAAUAUAAUGUUUUCAUACUAGAUAACAAUGAAUUAAAAGAUAUAAAACAGAACCGUCAGACAAACAAAAUGAACCCAAGAGAAACAAUUAUGGUUAAGUGUAGGAUAGAUAUUCAUAAUCAAUAUCACAAGACUCAGACACUUUAGGAUGUAUACCUCUUUGACUUCCAUCAUACUAUUUAACUAGAAGUUUAAUUAUUAACCUGUUAAAAUUAUGAUAUUAAUACUCAGGUUAAAUAAAUCUUGAAUUGAAUUCAUCACAGUUGGACAUUUAGGUAAAAGUUAAUUAUGUACAUCAUGUAGAAUUUUCAAAUUUAGGAUGUUUGCUACUAAAAUUGAAUUAACAACAUUUUUAUAAAUGAUGUCCCUGUAGAUAGACAAUGUAUUGUACAUCAUAAUUAUGGGGGAAAUAAAAAAAAGGUCUUUGUUUGGGGUUUAGACAAAAACAUAUAUAUAUAACCAUCUUUGUAUUCAAAAUAUACUAUAUAUAACAAGAUUGUUAAACUUUUACUAGAUGUGUAUUGAUGUUUGAGUUUAGAGCAUUAAGAAAUAUAGGGAUUAGUGGGUCAUUUUCUUUUAUUUUGAAGACACAUCAAAGAUAUCAGGCUUAUUGCUUAGGAGACGACCAAAGGGUUUAAACUUUUGAGAUUUUAUCUGUCACAAAAAAUGUGUAAUGCCAAAUAACAGGGCCUGACUGAUAUAUUAUUUAUUUGAUUGUGCAAUAUAACACAGAAUCAGCUGAUUACAGCAGAGGCAAUAAUGUAAUUAUCUAUUGUAAACAAUUAUCUUGUAGGUAUUGUAGAAUUUCACAUGAUAACAUUUUGAAAUAUUCAUUUUAAUAUCCAUUGGGGUUUGUAUCUGACAUUAUUGUAAACUUGUUAUAUUUUAUGCCUUGUCACUGUCUUUUUGUAUUGUUUUGUUGUUAAUUAUUUAAAAAGUGAAUUUAAUUUAAUAAAAAUCAAGUCUAUUCUUAUACCCAGAAAUGAAAAAUUAUAUUAUGGGAAGACAUAUAA
This is a messenger RNA of Mytilus californianus (California mussel), 9310 nucleotides long. Its product is annotated as alpha-1,6-mannosyl-glycoprotein 2-beta-N-acetylglucosaminyltransferase-like. Gene Ontology annotation, cellular component: Golgi stack; Golgi membrane. The coding region runs from base 405 to 1817 and encodes 470 amino acids. The record is from RefSeq and is a predicted model, not a curated record. Gene Ontology annotation, molecular function: alpha-1,6-mannosylglycoprotein 2-beta-N-acetylglucosaminyltransferase activity. The transcript has 9 exons. Lineage: Eukaryota; Metazoa; Mollusca; Bivalvia; Mytilida; Mytilidae. Gene Ontology annotation, biological process: oligosaccharide biosynthetic process; protein N-linked glycosylation.